Molecule: messenger RNA, 1307 nt
Organism: Fimicolochytrium jonesii
Lineage: Eukaryota; Fungi; Chytridiomycota; Chytridiomycetes; Spizellomycetales; Powellomycetaceae
Exons: 3
Coding region: 112-1161 (349 amino acids)
Source: RefSeq, a predicted model, not a curated record
AGACAGACAGACCACUCUUUUGCGCUUCCGCCAUCGAGAGUUGGCUUGCAGUUUACAGCGGCGGCUCACUCACAAACCCUUGUCUAUUGUAUAUACUAUACACAGGUCUCGAUGGAGUCCCGAAGAAGCAGCAACGCUCGGCUCCAGCGUGCACUUUGCACAUUGCUUUUUCUGGUCGCAGUAGCCUUUUUCCUGCUGUCCUUCACUGCUAUCGACAUUCCGAAGGUUAGCUCUCUCCCUAGACGAAGAGUAGACCAGGUCCCCUUCGCGGAUAACGCACUGUCGGCCCACUUGCCGGCCGACGACAGAGUAACUUCGCCCGCACCCGAAAACGACGUUCUUGUUGUGUACGUCUACUAUGACGGGGUUCAGUCGGAGGAGGACCGGCGAGCGAGCAAAGGCGCAUUCGAUACGGGCAAGCAGGAAGAAAACCCGACGCAGAGCGAGAACCUGAAGUUCUUCCUGCAUCAUGGCCUGCAGUCCAAUGCGGACUAUCUGUUGGUCUUCAAUUCACCGGUGCCCAAGGACGCGAACGUGCCAACAAAGCUGCCCAACGUAUUCACCUGGACAAAACCGAACGAGUGUUAUGAUUUGGGCUCCUUCAGCGCAGGGGUGGAUCGAAUGAAGUCAGAGUAUGGCAGGGCGUACAAAAAGUACAUUCUCGUCAACGCCUCUGUCCGUGGUCCUUUCAUUCCCACCUACUCGACACAGUGCUGGACGGAUAUCUUCCUCGCCCCGUUAUCCGACAAAACUAAGAUGGUCGGAAUUUCCUUCAAUUGCGAUCCGAAUCACCCCCGGCAUGUCCAAUCCAUGGUGCUGGCGUUCGAUCAGAUAGGGUUCGACACAGCGGUUGGGCCCGUCGGUUGUCCGAAAACAUUGGACGAAGCAAUAGUGGGUGGAGAGACCCAGUUGACGAAGCGGUUGGUGGAUCGCGGAUAUCAGGCUGCCGCGUUGAUGACGGCUUUCAAGGGAGAGAAGGAUUAUGCGCACACAUGCACGCAUCUGGAUCCAGCAUGGAAAAACCAGUAUUUUGGAAUGUCCUUUCAUCCAUAUGAGGUCGUGUUUCUGAAAGCAAAUCGACAUAUAGAUGAUCACGCUCUAGCGCAAUACACCAAAUGGCAUGACAAUAUGCCCUCCACAUGCGAAUACCACAUUCAGUAGCCGUUUCAUUGCAUAGGAGACGUUGCGCUUCGCACAGAAGCACACUCGUCUCUGAACGGACUCGCCUACAUCACGAGAGUCGACGAUUUGCCUUCACCCCAGGGCACCUAUUUCCAAGUUAUGUACCACCGCCCGUCUCGCUUCUC